UUUGCAGGUGGGAUUGCUGGAGGCAUUGAAAUCUGCAUCACGUUUCCUACAGAGUAUGUGAAAACUCAGCUUCAGUUAGAUGAGAAGGCAAACCCGCCUCGCUACAAAGGCAUCGUUGACUGUGUGAAGCAGACGGUGCGUGAUCAUGGGGUGAAGGGUCUGUACCGCGGUCUGAGCUCUCUGGUCUAUGGCUCCAUUCCCAAAGCGGCAGUGAGGUUUGGGAUGUUUGAAUUCCUCAGUAACAAGAUGAGGGAUGAGUCUGGGAAGCUGGACAGCACGCAGGGGUUGAUCUGCGGUCUGGGCGCAGGAGUGGCCGAGGCUAUAGUCGUGGUGUGUCCUAUGGAGACUGUAAAGGUCAAAUUCAUCCACGAUCAGACCUCAGCGAACCCAAAGUACCGAGGAUUUUUCCAUGGCGUGAGGGAAAUAGUCAGAACACAAGGACUCAAAGGAACAUAUCAGGGACUGACCGCAACAGUACUGAAGCAGGGCUCAAACCAGGCCAUCCGAUUCUACGUAAUGACCGCUCUCAGAAACUGGUACAAAGGUGAUAACCCCCAGAAGACUAUUAACCCCCUCGUGACCGGAGUGUUUGGAGCCGUUGCUGGAGCGGCAAGCGUGUUUGGAAAUACACCACUGGACGUGAUCAAAACGAGAAUGCAGGGAUUGGAAGCUCACAAAUAUAAGAGCACAGUUGACUGCGCCAUCAAAAUCAUGAAACAUGAAGGACCGGCUGCAUUCUACAAAGGCACCGUGCCCAGGUUAGGCCGGGUCUGUAUGGACGUGGCUAUAGUGUUCAUAAUCUACGAGGAAGUGGUUAAAGUUCUCAACAAGGUGUGGAAGACGGAUUAAUGGAGGCGUGAUGCUGAUGGGCGGAGUCUGGCCUUCAUGACAUCAUACCGGUGUGACAACAUAGAGCCUUUACUCAGCAGCCAAAAUAUCUGCCAACGGCAGACGACACAGAAAGUCACUGGAAUGUGCUUAAUUACCAUCAUUUAAUCAACAGAGGGAGAGAUUUUCCCAACUAAUGUUAGAAAGACACCAAAUACUUGAAAACUAGUUUUUACCCCAAAGACCAAUUUAAAUAUUAGACUUUUUUUUUAAUGGUUUUUAUGGAAAAUAACAUCUUUAGGGAGACUCACUCAAAUUUUAUUUUAUUUUUUUAAACAUUAGGUAUCAUAGAAAAUGUAAUUGUAGUUUUAACAAUAUUAUUUUCUAAAGUGCAGUUUACCAGCAAAUAAUAUACGUUUCCAUUGUAUGUAUUUUAAUUUUGUUUUCCUCACAUGUGAUUAUAUACUAAGUGCUGAGAGCCUAAUCUGAACACCGUGCAAUUUAAGAAACAGAAUAUGUAUUUUAGAAAAAUCUUAACCUGUAGUCUAAAAUGCAUAAAUUAACCUCAUCU
Molecule: messenger RNA, 1399 nt
Organism: Sinocyclocheilus anshuiensis
Lineage: Eukaryota; Metazoa; Chordata; Actinopteri; Cypriniformes; Cyprinidae
Product: tricarboxylate transport protein, mitochondrial
Exons: 8
Biological process (GO): mitochondrial citrate transmembrane transport
Cellular component (GO): mitochondrion
Molecular function (GO): citrate secondary active transmembrane transporter activity
Source: RefSeq, a predicted model, not a curated record